Messenger RNA from Kwoniella botswanensis, 1401 nucleotides. RefSeq lists its product as uncharacterized. The transcript is spliced from 5 exons. Gene Ontology annotation, molecular function: protein binding. NCBI's taxonomy places the organism in Eukaryota, Fungi, Basidiomycota, Tremellomycetes, Tremellales, Cryptococcaceae. The record is from RefSeq and is a predicted model, not a curated record. The coding region runs from base 1 to 1401 and encodes 466 amino acids.
AUGUCAAGUCAACAACACCACGAGAAAGAUCACGAGCAUGAGCAUGAACAAGACGAAGGACAAUUCGGCGAGGAAGACAUCGUCGAAGUGGUCGAAGAUGAGGGCGAUGAACCUAUGGAUGACGAUGAUGAUAAUGAGCAGUACGACGGAGAAAUCAUCAUUGGAGGUCCUGGUCCGGGAGAGGAGGAUAUGGUGAUGGAUGAAGAGGGUGAAAUUAGGGAAGACAACUCAUGGGGUGCUAACGCAUUACAUGCGUCUCAACAAUCCAUAUUUACCGUUGCCUUACAUCCUUCCUUUCCUAACCCUCCACUAGCUGUUUCAGGAGGUGAGGACGAUGCAGGUUUCCUGUACUGUCCCAUCCCCUCUUCGUCAGGCUCAUCAUCGUUCAACGCCGAUAACUUCCCUCCUACCAAAUUAACUGGCCAUUCUGACUCGGUAGUAUCGACAGGAUGGAGCUUCGAUGGUGAGAUGGUAGCUACUGGAGGUAUGGAUGGUAAAGUUAGAGUGUGGAGGAGAGUGAAGGGUAAAGGGAACCAGGAAAACCAGCAAGCGACAGUGGAAGAAUGGAAGAAUUGGGAAUUCUUGACUAGCUUAGAGACUGGAAGUGAAAUCACUUGGUUACAAUGGCAUCCCAAAGGAAAUGUUUUAGCUGCAGGUUGUGAGGAUGCGACCGUUUGGAUGUGGAAUCUACCAUCUGGAAACACACUUACCGUCCUUUCCUCACAUACCAUGUCCAGUACAUCCGGCUUGUUCCCCCCACCUGCCGGUCGUCAACUUCUAACCGCAUCGUUAGACUCAUCAUUGAUCUUAUGGGAUCCAAGGACAUCCGCCCCCGUCUGGAAAUCAUCCAUGUUCACCGCAGCCAACUCACCUGAACUCGACCCUUCAGAGCACGGUAUAACGUCUUUGGCAGUAUCGCCCAAUGGUCAGAUCGCAGCUGUAGGAAGCGCAUCGGGUAAAGUGAAAUUGGUGAAUCUCACCAAUGGAUCUACCUUGAACACUCUAGUGGGUCACGCCGAAGGAGAAAGUAUAGAAGCUUUGGUGUUUGUUGAUCUACUAGGAGGAGCGGCGGGAGGUGGAAAAGGAGUGGUAUGUGUUAGUGGAGCCACGGAUGGUAAAGGUCUGGUAUGGGAUGUACAUACCGGUAGAGUCAGGGCGGAAUUGAAACAUGACGAACCUAUCACCUCGAUCGCCGCUCACCCCGCUCCAUUCCUUCAUCAAGUAACGACCGCCUCAGCUGACUCCACCUUGAAAACAUGGGACAUCAGGACAGGCGCAUUGUUAGCUACUCAUAAAGGUCACGUAGGCGUGGUGAACGGUGUAGCCGUCGCUCCGGUCGAAGGUGGUCAAGCUAUUGUCAGUGCAGGUGACGAAGGUGUCAGUUUAGUAUGGAAGUUGUAG